AUGUCGGAGCGUGAGUUCCAGAGCAGCUCCGAGUCUUCGGACGAAGAAGGGUGGCUCGACGCCAACCCCGAGGAUGACGAGGAACCUCAGUUAGUUAUCUCACUACUAGACGACCGUGUGUUCCAAGAUGCUGCUUCCAUGAUCGCCCACUGCAAGGAAGAGCACAACUUUGACUUUCUAGCCAUCCGCAAUCGGCUGGGUCUUGACUUUUACGGCAGUGUGAAACUCAUCAAUUACAUUCGCCAGCGGGUGUACGACAAGGCUGCUCUCCCAGCCGAGAUUUCAGAGGAAGACUUUUCCAGCGACGUGUAUCUCCGGCCCGUUCUUGAGGAUGAUGCCCUUAUCCUAGCCCUGGACAGUCUACCGGAAUCCCAGGAUCGACCUGUCGCAGGUGAAAAACAAAACGCCGCCGACUCUGAGACAACGGCGGCGACCAAUCUUCAGAAAAAAAAUGACCAACUCCAGUCCGAGUUAGAAAGCUUGGCCAAACAGUUCGAGAACUACCGGUUGGCCGUCCAGAAGACUCUUGACCAGCGCUGGGGCAUGGACGAGGAUACGCAAAAGGGUGCCAAUGUCGCGAAGCUAUUUAACACACCUGACAACGCGAAGGCGACCUCGGAGUCACAGAAGAGAUGUGAAGGCGAAGUGCCCUCCUCGGGAGGCACGGACUACUACUUCGAAUCCUACUCCCACAGCGACAUUCAUGAAACCAUGCUCAAGGAUACGAUCAGGACGGACGCGUACCGCGAUUUCAUAUAUACAAACAAGGAUUUAUUCGCCGGAAAAACAGUACUUGAUAUCGGCUGCGGUACAGGUAUUUUGAGCAUGUUUUGUGCCAAGGCUGGUGCGAAACUCGUCGUCGCAGUGGAUAGAUCGGAAAUUAUCGACAAGGCGCGAGAGAACAUCUUCCACAACGGCCUGGCUAACCAGGUAACUUGCCUCAAGGGCCUUAUCGAGGAGGUGACGUUGCCCGUCGACAAGGUGGAUGUCAUCGUCAGUGAGUGGAUGGGAUAUGCUUUGCUGUACGAGGCUAUGCUGCCGAGUGUCCUCUACGCCCGCGACAAGUAUUUGAAACCGGACGGCUUGCUGGUGCCCAGUCACGCCUCUCUAUUUUUGGCCCCAGUCAGCGACUCGGAGUACAUUUGCGACAACAUCACGUUUUGGAGAGACGUGUACGGCUUUGAUAUGAAGGCCAUGCAGGUAGGCAUUUAUAACGAUGCCCGGAUGCUGGUUAUGCCGGAAAAGACCAUCGCAGGCACGACGAGUAUGUUUAAGCAUCUUGACCUCCAUACCAUCCAGGUUGAGGACCUCGUCUUCACCGCGAGCUGGAAAUCGGAGCUUUUCAAAGACGCCGAGUCCCUGGACGGAUUCUUGGUCUGGUUUGACAUCUACUUUGGCACAUCUCGCACGGUGCAGAUAGAGCCUGUCGACGCCAGUUCCCAGAAAUGGAUCGGUGCAGGGAAACAACGCGUCGCCUUCACAACGGGGCCGUUUGGUAAAGCGACCCACUGGAUGCAGUGUUUGCUUUUGAACAAGGCACACUCCAAGCUUUUAACAGCGGCAGACGGCCGCGCCAUAAAUGGUGAGCUCUCAUUUCUUACGGCGGACGACAACCCACGCGCCUUAACGUUGCGUGUCAUGUGGACGCGGGAUGCGAAAGAGCAGCAGCAAUCGUGGUCAUUGAGAUAA
Messenger RNA from Sporothrix brasiliensis 5110, 1689 nucleotides. RefSeq names its product protein arginine N-methyltransferase 3. NCBI's taxonomy places the organism in Eukaryota, Fungi, Ascomycota, Sordariomycetes, Ophiostomatales, Ophiostomataceae. Gene Ontology annotation, biological process: peptidyl-arginine methylation. Bases 1 to 1689 code for a protein of 562 amino acids. The transcript is spliced from 4 exons. Gene Ontology annotation, cellular component: nucleus. The record is from RefSeq and is a predicted model, not a curated record. Gene Ontology annotation, molecular function: protein-arginine N-methyltransferase activity.